AUGUCCGUACAUGAUCCACUUUCCAGGAAGCGAUCUUUAUCAAAUCCUAAUGGUCAGGAAGGAAGUGCUUCUAAAAAACUGAAAAAUGAAGAUGAAGCCACAAUAGAUAGAAAUAAUAAUACUGCCUUCUCUGAAAAGAUGUACCAAACGUAUGUGAAGUCAGCAUUGGAAUCAUUAGAUAGGAAUGAUUCCUUACCGGUUGAUAAUUUAACAUCUAAGAUAAGUUUACCAUUAACCCACAACCAAGCAAUAUCUAUCUCUAAUUUCAACAUUGUUUUGAAGAUGUUGAUAUCAAAUAUUUCGAGAUUGGAUAAUAGCUCAUGUAAUAAUUUAAUAUCUGCCAUUCUUGAAUAUAACUGGCUUGGAUUGAAGCCUUCCAAGGAAUCAGAUGGCUCAUAUUAUACAUUUAUAGAUUUAUAUUCGCAGUUUUUGUCUGUGCUUGUGUCGUCAUUACCUAAAUAUUUGCAUGAAGUAACAACUAAAUUAGUUAGUGAGUUUAUUUCGAUAAAUCUUGAAGAGAACCCAUCCGCAAAUCAUCACGUCAUUUUAAACAAAAUUAUUAAGUUCAUUCCAACAAGUGUUAAUUCACUUCCUGCAACAUUACAGAAGAACUUCCCGCAUCAUUUAUCUUCAAGUACUGAGGAAUUAACGAAUUAUGUUGGUAAUUUAAUAAAAAUAUUGACGUAUUGUCUGGAAUUACAAUACGAUAUAUGGCAAUUAAUCAUUGAAUGUUGUAUUAAAUUAGAUGUCGAAUUACAAAAUGAGUUGGAUGAUCUCGAUGAUGAUGAGAUUGAGGAAUUAAUUAAUGGUGAAGAUGAUGACAUUGAAAGCGACAGUGACGAGGAGGAUACAAAUGAAGAUGAUGCUUCUGACAUUAACAGUGAUGAUGAAGAUGAGGUAGCAGAAGGUGAAUUUGAAUAUAUUAUCGACCCUGUUACGUCAACAGUAAAUACCAGAAAGCUUCUGAGAAAGCUUGAUUCUAUUAUACACUUAUUAUUGACAAAUACAUCAAAUUCAUUUACAGUGGAUGAAUUAAAUAACGGAAAUGGGGUUUAUUUGUUCAACACUAUUACAUCAUUAUUUAAAACGCAUAUAUUACCAACGCAUUUCACUAAACUGAUACAGUUUACUUUAUUUCAUAUUUCCCAGUAUCAGCCGGAAUUAGCUGACUCGUUUCUCGUCUUACUUAUAGAUGUUGCAUUCAAUACAACUGAAAUCUUAGAAAAGAGAUUGAAAGCUAUGCAAUAUUUGUCAUCAUAUAUUGCCAGAGCCAAAAAUUUAUCAAGACAUCAAAUCAUCUUUGUUGUCAGUUAUCUUAUCGGUUGGUUAAAUAAAUACGUAAUUGAAAGAGAAUGUGAAAUUACAGACUACGAUAACGAUAACAAAGGUAGAAGCACAAAUAAUAAACAGGGUGGUGGUAUGGAAAGAUUUAAAUUGUUCUACGCUGCAUUUCAAGCGCUUUUGUACAUCUUCUGUUUCAGAUACAAAGUUUUGUAUAAGGUUCCUGGCUCGACAGACACGUCGAGUGACUCCGAAUGGGAAUGCGACUUAGAUAAAUUUUUUCAGAGAGUUAUAAUUGCAAAAUUCAAUCCUUUGAAAUUUUGUGAUGAAACUGUUGUCUACAUUUUUGCUAAGAUUGCAACCAAACUUAAUGUUUGUUACUGUUAUUCGAUCAUUGAACAUAAUAAAAGGGAAAGAAUGUUGCAAACAAACGGAACCAAGAAUCUUCCAUCUGCGGUUGGUAAUUUUAAACAGAAGCAAGAGUUUCUUGAUUUAGAAGCAUAUUUUCCCUUCGAUCCACUAGUAUUACCUAACUGUAAGGUAUUGAUUGGUAAGAAUUAUAUAGAGUGGUCUGAUGUUAAUCCUAGUAAUGAAGAUGAAGAUGAUGACGAAGACAGUGGUAGUCAUCCUGAGGAAGAUAUAUCAGAAAGUGACGAUGACAAUAUAACCAGUGAUGACGAGGAUUAG
Molecule: messenger RNA, 1968 nt
Organism: Debaryomyces fabryi
Lineage: Eukaryota; Fungi; Ascomycota; Pichiomycetes; Serinales; Debaryomycetaceae
Gene: RRN3
Product: rDNA-binding RNA polymerase I transcriptional factor
Exons: 2
Coding region: 1-1968 (655 amino acids)
Biological process (GO): transcription initiation at RNA polymerase I promoter
Cellular component (GO): nucleus
Molecular function (GO): RNA polymerase I core binding; RNA polymerase I general transcription initiation factor activity
Source: RefSeq, a predicted model, not a curated record